Messenger RNA from Nannospalax galili (Upper Galilee mountains blind mole rat), 1709 nucleotides. It is a transcript of the gene Mss51, whose product is annotated as MSS51 mitochondrial translational activator. The transcript is spliced from 7 exons. Bases 135 to 1541 code for a protein of 468 amino acids. The record is from RefSeq and is a predicted model, not a curated record. NCBI's taxonomy places the organism in Eukaryota, Metazoa, Chordata, Mammalia, Rodentia, Spalacidae.
GUGAAAUGAAGAGACAGCUGCAAGUGGAGCCCAGUCUAGAUUUGAGGAGAUCAAGCACUCACUUCACUUGGAGAAAGAGAGAAGGAAAGAAGCCUAGGGCUUAGCAGGGAUUUCCAGGUUCAUUGGGCAGGACCAUGGCUCCACGUUCACGGCGGCAAAAGCAUAAGAAGCUUCCAUCAGUGACUCCCAUGGCUGUAAUACCACCCACAGUAGUGUCUCCUGUGCCUUGCACCCUCUCAAAACCUGACCCUAGCAUUGAUGCACUUGGCUUCUUCUCCUUGGACAAUAAUGUCCCUGGUCUGUCUGAGCUGAUCCUCCAGAAGCUAAACAUGAAAAGCUAUGAAGAAUACAAGUCGGUGGUAGAUGGAGGUAUCCCAUUAACAGGUUUUGGAUUUCGAAGUCCACAAGAAAUGUUCCAGAGGAUGGAGGACACAUUCCGAUUUUGUGCUCACUGUAAAACACUCCCUAGUGGACUUUUAGACUCCAAGGUUCUGCGGCACUGUAAGAGGUGCAGAAAUGUUUAUUACUGUGAUACAGAGUGCCAGAGGUCAGAUUGGCCAGCACACAGGAAGGUUUGUCAGGAGCUUCGUCUUGUGGCUGUGGAUCGUGUCCUGGAAUGGCUUCUGGUCACAGGCGAUUUUAUUCUACCCUCAGGACCUUGGGCAUGGCCAUCUGAAGAUAUACAGGAUUGGGAUUCCUGGUUUUCUAUGAGAGGUUUACAGCUCGAGGCUACAUUGGAUGCUGUGCUAGGUAGUCAUGCUAUGACCACACUUUGGGCCAGUGUAGGAAGGCCAAGGCCAGAACCAGAGGUCCUUCAUGGUUCUUUGAAGCGGUUGAUGACAGAUGCCUUGUCACGGCCCUUGACACUGGGCCUAGGACUUAGGGCUCUGGAGAUAGAUGUUGGGAAGACUGGGGGAAGUACAUUGCAUGUAGUAGGUGCUUCCCAUGUGGAGACGUUUUUCAUUCGUGCUGGGGACUAUAAUGAGCUUGGCUACAUGUUUCCUGAACACCUUGGCUUCCAUGUGAUCAUGGUGGGUGUGGAUGUCGCAGCUGGCUUUUUACAGAGCACCUCAGCUUCACCCCUGGAACCUGGAACAAUUCAGCUUAGUGGCCACAGAGGCCUCUAUCAUGAUUUCUGGGAGGAGCAGGUAGAGACUGGGCAUCUGACUCGUCCAGAUUUGGUGGCAGCAUUCCAUCCAGGUUUCCAUGCCUCACCAAACUUGAUGGAAGCUUGGCUACCUACCCUGCUACUACUUCGUGAUUAUGGGAUUCCUACAUUGAUUACUGUUUACAGCCAACAGGAAUUGGCAGCCUCUUUGCAGAUUCUGGUGAAUUUGGAUACACACGUCAUUGCCUAUGGAGCUAACCCUUUCACGUCCCUCAAACCUGAACAGGUUUAUUCUAACCCCAACAAGCAGCCAGUAUACUGCAGUGCCUACUACAUCAUAUUUCUUGGAAGUUCCUCUUGCCAGCUAGAGAAGAAGCAAUUAGAAGAGAAAAUAGAUGAUGGGUGUUCAGUAGCUGAGCCAGAUUCUAACUGAAUGCCUGGAAAAUGGGGGCAGUUGUAAUCAAGUUACCCUGCUGAUGUCAAAUUGUUGCUAGCUUUGAAACCUACUACAUCCUAAGCCCCAUUCCUAGUCCAAGUAAAGAUUCUAAAUCAAAUGAGAGCUCCAGUAUGAUAUGACUCAUUUCUUUUGAUUUUUCCUGGU